Molecule: messenger RNA, 840 nt
Organism: Aaosphaeria arxii CBS 175.79
Lineage: Eukaryota; Fungi; Ascomycota; Dothideomycetes; Pleosporales
Exons: 2
Coding region: 1-840 (279 amino acids)
Source: RefSeq, a predicted model, not a curated record
AUGCUCGCUAUUGCACUAUUAGGUGCAGCGACUGUCGUUGCAGCAGACGUUACAACGUCCAUAUGGCUUCCGAAGGAUAUUUACGGCUCGAAUAGAAUCGGUUUUGUCGGGUCUGUCAUCGGUGCCGAUAAUGAUACGCUCACUGUUGCUAUGGGGUUUGAUAAUGAGACCCAUCCCGACAUAAGGACAGCAUUCGAGGCUCAAGUGUGGACAUUUGGACCAACUGCCAUUCAGACCUUCACCACAGACCUCGGAGUCGGGGCAAUCCAGUCUCUUGUCGAAUCAAUUACUUACUCGGGCGAUUGGUCCUUCGGUUGGAAUUGCUCCAGAGAUAGCCAAGGAGACGCGAGCUGCACGACCUCCGCAGGUAUUCACCAAGCCAGCAUAUUCGCAUGCAGGAUGCCAAGACCAGUGGAGGUUUUCACUAUCCUCAAUACAUUUUCCCGUGGAUCGACCGGUGAUGCUUCCACCGAGACCCUCAUAGUGACGGAUCCCGGGACGCCAAACACAGUGGAACCAGACUUUUGCUCUGUGUCCGGAAAUGACUUCAUCACGUCGAUCCCCAUUGAAUAUGCUGUACAGAGCUCGGUUGUGCGAAAUUCCGACAUCUCCACAUACAAGGUCGUCAUCACAGCUGGAGAGGAACUUUUGACCGCGACAGCUGGGGCUACUCUGAGCACACCGGGACCACAAGCUACAGCGACUGGGACGUCUAAUCAAACUCAGACAGGUACUAGUCAGCCCACGGUAUCAGAGUUCACGGGAGCGGCAUCACCGAUGAUGACAGCCGCCCCCGGAAUCUUAGGACUUGGUGCUGCGAUUGCUGCCUUUGCAUUGUAA